AUGACGGAAGAUAGACAAUCUCAUGAGUUUACCGAAGACGAAGAGGCGUUGAUAAGAUCCGGCAUCGAGCUGGAUUCCCUGGACGAUUUUCCGGCCGAUCCGGAAGAAAUAGCCGUCAAGCCGUCUGGAAUAUUUCGUUAUCUCACCCCGGGCUGUCAGUUGUAUCUAGGAGCAUUACUAUGUGGUCAGACUAUGAAAGCGCUGUCAAAGCUCAUCAUGGAGCGAGUAGACAUGGUGUUUUUGCUGUUCUUCCGCAUGGGGGUCACUGCCCUCGUCACAAUAUCAUACAUGUGGUACAACGGAAUAGAACACUAUUUUUGGGGUCCCCCUGAAGUAAGACGACUACUGGCCUUUCGAGCCAUCUGUGGAACUGCUGCCAUCACCUUAACAAUGUUUUCCCUCAAAUAUAUUUCCUUACCGGAACAAACCGUUUUGACAUUUUUGGGUCCGCUGGUAACGCCGUUGCUGGCUUGCCUGAUCCUGCAUGAACAAUACUUUUGGCAGCAGGCUGCAUGGAGCCUGUUUUCAUUCGCAGGCGUCAUCGUGGUCGCCAAACCGCCGCCAUUUUUCGAGUAUACGAACGAGAAUGGUGCCAGUCUGCAUCUCCGUUUCCUUGCAAUUGCAGCAACUCUACUUGUGGUUAUCUUUGCUGGGCUAGUUAUGGUCGUGGUUCGUUCAAUUGGCACCAGAGCCCACCCCCUUUGUGUGGUGGGAAGCUACAGCGUGCUAACUGUAGUGUUUAGCGUCUGCUGGAUGAUUGUUGAGCCCUCGAGGUUCACGCUGCCUCAGACAUCAGAGACCUGGCUGAUGCUUCUUGGCGCUUGUUUCUUUGGUUUUUGUCUACAGAGCAUGAGUUCUGUUGCCCUCCAGAAAGAACCAGUUAAUUUGUUGGCAGGGUUUAAAUACACCCAGAUCUUGUGGGCUGUCAUCUUCGAGCUUGUAAUCUGGCAUGAUUUGCCCGAUAUUUGGACAGUGGUAGGUAGCACUCUGGUUGCUUUCGGGGUCGUUCAAGCAACAAUUACUCGACAGAAGCUAAUUGAAACCCAUAGCAAGGCCUGA
Molecule: messenger RNA, 1059 nt
Organism: Wickerhamiella sorbophila
Lineage: Eukaryota; Fungi; Ascomycota; Dipodascomycetes; Dipodascales; Trichomonascaceae
Exons: 1
Coding region: 1-1059 (352 amino acids)
Cellular component (GO): membrane
Source: RefSeq, a predicted model, not a curated record